AUGGCAUCAGGUUCUGGAGAAAAUCAAGCUACCAAUGUCGAGUUCAAACACUUUAAUGUUGUGCCAGAGGCAUCAGAUCAUCACUACAGGAUGUCUAAACAGUCAAAAAGUUUGUCUAAAGUCGACAGCUUUGCUUAUCGAAAAAUUAUGAAGGAAUGGAGAAGCCUCGAGAGAGAUCUUCCCGAAUCCAUUUAUGUCCAGGUUUAUGAGACAAGGAUUGAUCUGCUUCGUGCUGUGAUUAUUGGCGCUGAAGGAACGCCUUACCACAAUGGUCUCUUUUUCUUUGAUAUUUGCCUACCGUCUGACUAUCCAUUUCGACCUCCAAAGGUGUACUAUCAUUCACACGGCCUUGAUUUGAAUCCAAAUCUUUAUGCCGAUGGAACAGUUUGCUUGAGCCUCCUCAACACUUGGUAUGGGGCUAAAACGGAGAAGUGGAAUCAGAAUUCUACUAUUCUUCAGGUUUUGGUAUCCAUUCAAGGGCUCGUGCUUAACGACAGACCCUAUUUCAACGAGCCUGGCUACGAACGUGGCAAAAAUUAUAAUUGUCCAAAAUGGAUGAAACAAGUCGUAACAUAUAACGAGAAGAUUCCAUCCAUUAUGGCAUAUCAAGAUUUUUCCUUGCUGGUUGGUGCAUCUGAGAUUAAAGCCUCGAUAACAUUUAAGUGGAAUUUGAGAAGCAUGCAUUCGAAGCUCAAAAAGGUGUUUGACACAAUUUCAAAGCCAAACAUCAAGAACUCAGAGAAACUAGAAAAUGUUAAAAAGGAGAUGAAGCCAUAUAUGUUCCAAAUUGAUUCCAUAGUUCCUAAUCUUUUGGAUCUUAAGGGCAUGAACUCCUGCAUUGGUGAGGUUUCGGCUAGUCUUCUUGCUGAUCCGUUCAAUAGUUCUGAGAUUUUUGAAGCAGCGUCACUGGGAAAGGCUUUCACGAUUGCGUUAGAGUUCUCGGCUUAUUAG
Fraxinus pennsylvanica is the source of this 951-nucleotide messenger RNA. The record is from the annotation of a GenBank genome assembly. Lineage: Eukaryota; Viridiplantae; Streptophyta; Magnoliopsida; Lamiales; Oleaceae.